AUGGGGCUCAGGCGCCCCACUGCCGCCGGCUGGCCGGCCUUGCCCAGGUCUUCUUGCAGCUUCAGGUGGCUGCGAAUCUGUUGGGCUUGUACCCCUGUCACCACCCCUCCCGUCCGAACUGGCCCCGGGCUCUGCAGGGUUUCCCAGGGCUGUGAGCCCCGCGUGCUGGUUUCUGUCCUCAGCGCCGUGGGGAAGACGUGCCUACUGAUCAGCUACACGACCAACGCCUUCCCUGGAGAAUACAUCCCCACCGUUUUUGACAACUAUUCGGCCAAUGUGAUGGUGGACGGGAAGCCGGUCAACUUGGGGCUGUGGGACACUGCUGGGCAGGAGGACUAUGACCGGCUGCGGCCACUCUCCUAUCCUCAAACUGAUGUCUUUUUGAUCUGCUUCUCCUUGGUGAGCCCAGCUUCCUUCGAGAAUGUUCGUGCCAAGUGGUACCCAGAGGUGCGGCACCACUGCCCCCACACACCCAUCCUGUUAGUGGGCACCAAGCUCGACCUCCGCGAUGACAAGGACACCAUUGAGCGGCUGCGGGACAAGAAGCUGGCACCCAUCACCUACCCACAGGGGCUGGCCAUGGCCCGAGAGAUUGGCUCUGUCAAGUACCUGGAGUGCUCGGCCCUGACCCAGCGGGGCCUGAAGACAGUGUUUGACGAGGCCAUCCGGGCAGUGCUCUGCCCACCUCCUGUGAAAAAGCCAGGCAAGAAGUGCACGGUCUUCUAGAGCCCCGGCCCUGGGCCAGGUCGGCGUCCGGGAGCAGCCCCUGGUCCAAACGUGCUGUCGUGUUGAGCUGUCUGGUGUCCGAGUCUGCUGUGGGGAGUGGCGGGGGAGGGGGACGCAUGGGGACAAGGCUGGGGUGAUGGGGUCCUGUCCCCUCUGCCUCCUCUUUCAGGGGUGCAGCUUCAGCCUUCCCGGGCACCCAUGGGAGGCCAGGAGGGAGCAGGGUCUCCCUCAGAGCUGCAGGGACAGGUCCAGGGCAGCCCCAGGAUGGGCUUCCCUGUUGGGAGGGUGGGGGGGUUCUGUUCAUCAGGUCCCGGGAAGGGGCAGCCCCGUUUUAUUUUAUACAGUAAACAUUCUUCACCGGUG
This is a messenger RNA of Fukomys damarensis (Damara mole-rat), 1089 nucleotides long. It is a transcript of the gene Rac3, whose product is annotated as Rac family small GTPase 3. The transcript is spliced from 6 exons. Gene Ontology annotation, biological process: small GTPase-mediated signal transduction; regulation of cell shape; establishment or maintenance of cell polarity. The coding region runs from base 1 to 726 and encodes 241 amino acids. NCBI's taxonomy places the organism in Eukaryota, Metazoa, Chordata, Mammalia, Rodentia, Bathyergidae. Gene Ontology annotation, molecular function: GTPase activity; GTP binding; protein kinase binding. Gene Ontology annotation, cellular component: cell cortex; cytoplasmic vesicle; cell projection. The record is from RefSeq and is a predicted model, not a curated record.